Meleagris gallopavo (turkey) is the source of this 1116-nucleotide messenger RNA. Lineage: Eukaryota; Metazoa; Chordata; Aves; Galliformes; Phasianidae. The record is from RefSeq and is a predicted model, not a curated record.
AUGCAUGCCUAUCCAGAAAAACAAUUACUAAUACCUAAAGAACGGGAGAAGGGAUCUAAUUUAGCAUUUAUGUUUCGACUGCCCUUCGCUGCUGGCAGGGUUUUCAGCAUCAGCAUGUUGGACACACUGCUGUACCAGUCAUUUGUGAAAGAUUAUAUGAUCUCUAUCACAAGACUUCUCCUGGGACUUGAUACAACACCAGGAUCUGGGUUUCUUUGUUCAAUGAAAAUCACAGAAGAGGAUUUAUGGAUUAGGACAUAUGCCAGACUAUAUCAGAAACUUUGUUCUUCUACAGGAGACAUUCCAAUUGGAGUCUACAGGACAGAAUGCCAAAAGCUUACAACAUCUGAAGUAUGUCAGUUUACUGUACUCUCGGGAUUUGGUUACCUCUUAUUUAAAGAAUAUUGGGGAUGCCAUGUCUGCAAAUACACUUAAUUCCAACCCCCUGAAGGUCACCAUCUGCUGAUGCAUAUACAGUCAGAUUAACACACGGCCCUGUCUACAUACAGAUUUUCAUUCCUUUGCUCAUCUACAAAGAAGUGGCUGACUGAAGGAAUAGCUCAAGCACAGGUAGGACAGGUUCUGAGAGUUAGCUCUAGUCUGGCCUUGCAUGUAGUGGCAACUAACGGCAUUAUCAAUAAACUGUAUGACCAGCGUGGGAAGUCACUAAGAUUAUUUUCAACACUGAUAAAGUCAACAGAAUAUUGCUUUCAGAUUUUAUUCUAAUAGGAAAAAAAGAAAUUUAGAAACUCACCAGCAUUUCAAAUAAGUUUGCUUUAUUCACCAAUCACUUUGAGCAUAUUAUUAACUCAUUCUGUUCUUAGGAAUUCUAUUAAGUAAGCAAUCACCAUUUUCAAGUCAUCUUUAUUUUAUGCUUAAAAAAAAAAAGAUAAGAGAACUGCAAAAAAUCGCCAAUACUUAACACAUCAAAAUCAGUCACAGAAUCAUAAUAAUGGCUUGGGGUGGAAGAACCCUUAAGUCUGACACAGUUCCAACCCCCUGCUGUGGGCAGGGUUGCCACUCACUGGAUGAAGAUGCUCAGGGCCCCAGUCAAUCUGGACUUGAACAUCUCCAGUGAUGGUGCAUCCACAACUUCUCUGGGCCAGCCUGUGCCAG